UGUAUUUUCAAUCUGUAAUGCUUUAUUUAUCCACAAAUUAUAUUUUCAUAUUAUUCUUUCAUAUCAAGUGCUCACUCAAAGAUUGUCAUAACCCAUUUUUCAUCUACAAAGUUUAUAACUAAUGAGAUUAUGAUCUCGAACUAGCUAAUUCCAUGCAAUAAUUUCAUGGAGGUUGGGCUGUCAGGAGAGAAAUUAAAUAUUCACACAGAACAAGGGUCAAGUAAUAUUCAAUGGAGAAGGUUUGGAAACUCUAAUCAUCAAAGACUCACAUGGUACAAGACUCAAUUUGAUGCACCCAAAGGAAAUGACCCUGUUGCAUUAAACCUUGGUUCUAUGGGAAAAGGGGAAGCUUGGGUUAAUGGACAAAGUAUUGGGCAAUAUUGGGUCUCAUUUCUUACCCCAGAAGGGAGUCCUUCACAAACAUGUGGUAUGAUGAAGAUCAAAAAAGCAGAGUCUCCGUUAACAAAACAAAUCACACACUCCUAA
Molecule: messenger RNA, 486 nt
Organism: Quercus lobata
Lineage: Eukaryota; Viridiplantae; Streptophyta; Magnoliopsida; Fagales; Fagaceae
Product: beta-galactosidase 16-like
Exons: 3
Coding region: 166-486 (106 amino acids)
Biological process (GO): carbohydrate metabolic process
Molecular function (GO): hydrolase activity, hydrolyzing O-glycosyl compounds
Source: RefSeq, a predicted model, not a curated record